UCACGUUGUAGUGGCUUUUUCUAGCUAUAAGAGCCCAUUUAGGGUCUCCGAGCCACCAGGAGGCCCCGCAAAGCAAGGCUGUUUAUAUAUUUAUUUAUUACAUAUAUUACAUUAAUCCAAGUAGGAUUUCGCUUUGGGCCCCUAUACGGUCAACCCCUAUACCUGUAGUGUGGACAGGAAAAGGUGAUGCUGUCAUGUGAUCUAUUUCUCCCGAAACAAUAAAGAUGGUGGCCCAUGCUGUAGCGGCAUUUUUGUGCCUGCUAUCCACUUUGAUGCUGUUGUUAUAGAUAAAAGUUACUUUGUACAAACUUCACAUUGCAUUCCUUCAAAAGCAAUGGGAAUUUUACUCUGAAUUGUUGUAUGCUGACGGAACACGUGGACAACUGCAUUCCAGACCUUACGCGCAAGGCCACGCAGACGAUUUAAACAUUUUCAGAUGUUUCAGUCGACGCACAAAUUUUGGGAAACGUUUGAAAACAGCAGAGCGUUCCGAAAACGAAAUGACGUUUUCAAAUUUAUCCAGAUUAAUAUGGACGUGACCUUGGAAGUAAUUAGUCAUGUGAUUACUUUCCUGGUGAAGUAAUCAGUAACGCAAUCAUUUGUGGUGGAUUACUUUUUUGAGGAAUUUACCGCAUGACGCACCAGGUUUGACUUCAUUGACGCCGAACUCCAUUCGUUCUCGCAUGCGCAAUCUGUUGGUCUCAAACAAAGGUUUCAUAGACUUGGAAUAUAGUGCAUGAUCAAUAGUCAUAAGGACAUUGUUCGUGAUAUUUUUGUAAUUGUGCUUUUUUUGAAGCCUAAAUCCCAAUCUGCUUUCAUUGUACAUUCAAGAGCAGACAUUUGGCAAAACACACAAUCUUUGUUUCACAAAAAACAAGAAUGACACGAGUAAACAAUGGCAAAAUUUUCAUUUUAGACAAACUUUUCCUUGAUAUCCCGAAGCGUCUUUGGCUUUUAUCAUGCUUGUUUGCAUUUUCAGAGAGCUGACUGGUUACUUACUAUAGUCUCACAGAGAUGCAUUGGUUAAAAACUCGCUGCAGCAGCCCGAGCAGCCACGCCUCUCUCUGUCCUCAGUGCUUGACACUCCGGAGAGCUUACUUGUCUCGGAAGAAGGGAUUUUUUGAGGGGAUUGUUGAGAAAAAAAACACUCCAAUGAGUGAGAGGAAAUAAUGUGACAAGAGCAGUGUGAGUGAGUGUGUGUGUUGUGUGUGUGUGUCCAGUGCCGCUCGCGCUGCUGCACCUGUCCCUCUCCGUCUUGCGCGCCCAAACUCAGCAGGCUCGCGCUGAAGGCAGGCAUUAUCCAGUCACACACAACACGGUCCUGCUGAACAUGACUUCGUCCUACAGUCUGGAUUUUAUCCCCGAAAUGAUGGUGGAGAGAGGAUUGUUGGGCGCGGGAGAGAUCCUUAACGGUACAGCUGGGAAGAUGAAUGGCGCCUUGGAACACUCGGACCAGCCCGAUCCGGAUGCUAUUAAGAUGUUUGUUGGCCAGAUUCCCCGCUCCUGGUCCGAGAAAGAGUUAAAGGAACUGUUUGAGCCCUAUGGAGCCGUCUACCAGAUCAACAUACUGCGAGAUCGCAGUCAGAACCCACCACAGAGCAAAGGGUGCUGUUUUGUCACAUUCUACACACGGAAAGCUGCCUUGGAGGCCCAGAAUGCACUGCACAACAUAAAGACCUUAACUGGGAUGCACCACCCCAUACAGAUGAAGCCCGCAGACAGCGAGAAAUCAAAUGCGGUGGAGGACAGAAAGCUCUUCAUCGGCAUGGUGUCGAAGAAAUGCAACGAGAACGACAUCCGAGUCAUGUUCUCUGCCUUCGGUCAGAUCGAGGAGUGCCGUAUUCUGAGGGGACCAGAUGGACUCAGCCGAGGAUGUGCGUUUGUCACGUUUUCUACCAGGGCUAUGGCACAGAAUGCAAUCAAAGCCAUGCAUCAGUCUCAAACCAUGGAGGGAUGCUCCUCUCCCAUGGUGGUGAAGUUUGCAGACACACAAAAGGAUAAAGAACAGCGGCGACUGCAGCAGCAGUUGGCGCAGCAGAUGCAGCAGCUGAACAGUGCGUCUGCCUGGGGCAGCCUGACUGGGCUAACCGGCCUCACCCCGCAGUAUCUGGCAGUAAGAGGACACACCCACGCAGCCACGCCCACCAGCAGCACAGCCAGCGCAGCCGCCGCAUUGCUCCAACAAGCGACCUCCUCCAGUAACUUAGGAGCAUUUGGUGGUAUUCAGCAAAUGGCAGGUAUGAAUGCUCUGCAGUUGCAGAAUCUGGCCACUCUAGCCGCAGCAGCGGCUGCAGCACAGAGCUCAGCCAGCCCGUCCACAGCUAGCGCCCUGACCUCCAGCACAGGGUCCCUGGGAGCCCUGGCCAGCCCAGCAGGUUCAACGGCUAACUCGAGUGCAGGUGCAAUGGGUUCCCUGGGUUCUUUGGGCACUCUGCAGGGUCUGGCCGGGGCCACCAUGGGCCUUAAUAACAUUAAUGCACUAGCAGGUAGCGUCAACAUUGCUCACAUGCUCUCAGGUAUGGCGGCUCUUAAUGGCGGGCUGGGCAGCACGGGCCUGAGUAACGGUUCGGCCGGGCCGAUGGACGCUCUCACACAGGCCUACUCAGGGAUCCAACAGUACGCGGCCGCCGCCCUGCCCACCCUCUACAGCCAGUCCAUACUGCAGCAACAGAGCGCUGCGGGCAGCCAGAAAGAGGGACCUGAAGGGGCCAACCUGUUCAUCUACCACCUGCCACAGGAGUUUGGGGACCAGGACAUCCUACAGAUGUUCAUGCCUUUUGGAAACGUGGUCUCUGCCAAAGUCUUUAUCGACAAACAGACCAAUCUGAGCAAGUGCUUUGGUUUCGUCAGUUAUGACAAUCCUGUUUCAGCGCAAGCUGCCAUCCAGGCGAUGAACGGGUUUCAGAUUGGCAUGAAGCGCCUCAAAGUCCAGCUCAAGCGCUCGAAGAACGACAGCAAACCAUACUGAUCUUAGCACUAGGGCCUCUCUCAUUUUACACUGCUAGGAACUCAUCUCCAUGACUAUAUGCUCAUCGUUUGCCUAGCAUGUCUACGUGGCGUACAAAAAAACGUCUCAUCGUCCCGUCAUUGUUUCUGAUGUCUUUCUGAGUUCUCCUGAUCAUAACCUGGUCUCCUUCUACUGAUCUCUGAACUUAGCCUGAUCUUUUUGGAGAUUUUUUGCAUGUGUCCUCAUUUUGAGCUUUUUUCCUGGUUGUUUUUUAUUUAUUUUUAUUUUUUUAUUUUAUUUUUUUUGUUUGGAUUAACGGUGAGGGAGGGAGCAAGGGAGGGAAGGGAAGGGAGGAAAGACAUAAAAUAAUAAUAACGUGAAAACGCUGCAUUCACACUCUAGAGACGGAGUAUAUUUACUAACAUAACCAGAGCAUCAUUUUAAGAAAAAGACAAAAAUGAAAAAUAAAUAAAUAAGAUAAUAAUAUUAAUAAUCCUGUGGCAAAACAAUUUAGAAUAUCUGUAUUUGAUUUAGGUUUUUAUUUUUCAGAUUAUGUUUUUUUCUCUCUCUCUCUCUCUCUCUCUCUCUCUCUCUCUCUCUCUCUCUCUUUACGUUGUUUUCUUUUUCACUCAUUUAAAGUAAACUUGAACGUUCAAUACAGGGAUUGGCGUUGGGAUUUGCGGUCGGCAACACUCGCAAAUUGAGGCCAUCCGUAAGAAACCCACACCGGUUUCGAAACGAAAUAGACUACUUCCACGCAGUUUUAAUAUAAAAAAAAUAUUAAAAAAAACUGUCUGAUCAAUAUUAGAAUCUCUCAGCGCUUGCUCGUGGUUUUUACAUUUUUCAGGCAGUGUAAAGUUUUUUGAUAAGGCCAUUUUAAGUGGCUUGAUUUCUCAUUAAAGUCUAUAUAAAACCACUUUUCUAGAGUAGUAAAGGUAUUCAAAUGAAAAACACAAGAUUGCCCUGUUUGGGGGAGGUGGGGUGGGGGUGCUACCUACGUGUCACACCUUUUGCUGAACUGACUUACAGUUAGACAAUCCGUGGUUUAAAUGCACAUGAAAUGACCUAUAUUUUAUACUGUUUAAAUGUAUAGAGGAAAAAAAAAAACAGUUUGUGUAACCCGCCGUCCCGUCGGUGCUUUUUGUGGAUAAAGUCGUGGUUUCAUUAAGUCUAACAGUCUUAUUUGUCUCAUGUUUUUAAAGAGAAGACUAAAAAUUUACUUGAACAAUAGACAACGCCUUUCAUAAGUACUAUUACUACUACUUUUUUGUUUGUUUUGUUUGUUUUCUUUUUCGUUUCCUUUUUUUUUUUUUUCGUUUUGUUUUUUUCGAUAGGAGUCCCUCUUUGCUAAAUUUCUUGUUGGGUAAUUAGCUAUAUAAAAAUGAUUCAAGUUAAAGUGUCGGCUUGUGAAGCAUCUGUGUCAUUAUAUUAUUUUAUUUCUAUUGUGGGAAACAAUAUUUAGAUGUGUUAUGUUGUUCAGCAAAAUGUGAUUUUUUUUUUUUUUUUCUUAUAAAGAAAAACGAGUGGAAUUUAGUGCCAAAUUCUGACGGUACAUCCUGCCUACAGCUUCAGUGUUUUACUUGUGACAUUAUUUGAUAACAUGGGUAUUUUAUUAUGUAAGUGUUUUGUAUGGAACCCUCAUAUUUAAAGAUAUAGAUUUAAAAAAGGUUGUUAACUUGCACUUCUGUGGUCUUGUUGCCUGAAACUGUUCAUGUUUUUUGCUUUCUAUUUUUUCUUUAUUUGUAAAGAUGUAAAAAGUGCCCAUGUGUCAUAAUCUCUCUCACAAGCACAUACACACACACACACACACACGCACACACACACAUUCACAGGUAAGCACAUAAACACACGCAUGCACGCAUACACACACCUGUGCUAAAGGUUGACCUCACAACCCUCUUUUCUUUGACGGUGUGUGUAUGUGAGCCCCUGAGAUUGAGUCUCAGCAGUUCUCCUUAACACACAUUAAGUGUCCCCAUACACAACUGAAGGCCUAGUUUACAUUUAAUUCAUUUACAUUUAACAGUUUAUAUUAGCUGCUGAUUUUGUACUUAAGAGCCCAAUUAGUCCUUACAAACUCUUCUAAGACAUCAUCAGUAAACAAUUAAUUUGUGCGAUGGGACAAAAUAUUCAGUUUCUAUAUGAAUCGCGAGCUAGGUGUUGAAUUUUUGACCAUCAUGAUAAAAUGCAAGGGCCGUCAUAACAGCCGUUUUUUACACACAUAAUAAUAGGUGAAUUAUUACGUUUCUUAAACAACAGCUGUUCUGUUUUGCUUUUCGUUAAAUACAACCCCAAUACCAAAAAUGUUGUGACCGUAAGAAAAAUUAUCAUUAAAACCAAAGAGAGUGAUUUUGUAAAUUAUAUUCACUCUUUGCUAUAUCAAAAGCACCACAACUACACAUUAUAUGUUGUUUUUCCUUGUGAAUUUCCUUGUUUUUUUUAAUCGACAAUCAAUUCAAAUAAGAUGAUUGCAACACACUCCAAAAAAGUUGAGACGGGCAAUUUAAGACUAAUUACAAUUUGACGAGUUUAAAUAACAAGGUGAUGUGAAACAGGUGAGGCAAUCGUAUCAUAGUACUGUAUACUGUAUAAGGACCCUCCAUAAACAGCCUAAUCCUUUAAGAGCAAGGACCAUUCGAGACUUCUCAAUUUGCCAACAGAUACUUCAGCAAAUAAUCCAGCACUUUGAGAACAAUGUUCCCCAAAGAGAAAUCGAAGGAAGUUGGGCAUUUCGCCCUCUACAGUGGACAAUAUAGAUAAAGAUUCAAGGAAUCUGGUCAAAUCUUGGUGCAUAAAGGGCAAAACGAAAACCACUUCAGAAUGCACGUGAUCUCUGAGCCCUCAAGACAUCACUAUCUUAUAAAACAUAAUUCAUCUGUAAUGGAUAUCAUGAACAUGGGCUUGAGAUAACUUUAGUAAACAUUUGUUAGUCAACACCACUCGCCGCUGCAUCCACAGAUGCAAGUUAAGACUUUACUAUGCAAAGCAGAAGCCGUACAUCAACACUGUCCAGAAGCGCUGCCGACUUAUCUUAAAUCGGUCUCACCUUAGAUGGAAAGUAGAACAGUGGAACCGUGUUUUUUGGUCCAAAGAGUCCACAUUUCAAAAGGUUUCUGAAAAACGAAGCCUUCGUGUUAUCCAGGCCAAAGAGGAAAAGGACCAUCCAAGCUGUUAUUAGCAUCAGGUCAAAAGCCAGUGUCUGUAUGGGUCAGGGGUGUGACAUUGCCCAUGUUAUGGGUAACUCGCACAUCUGCGAGGACAACAUGAAUACAGAAAGAUAUGUAAAAUGUUUGGAGCAACAUAUACUGCUAUCCAGAACCAUCUUUUCCAGGGAUGUCCCUGCAUUUUCCAGCAGGACAACUUCAAACCACAUACUUCCCGGAUUUCAAGUACAUUACUGUGUGAGCAGAGAGUGCGGGUGCUAGACUGGCCUACCUGCAGUCCUGACCUGUCUCCAAUUGAGAAUGUGUGGUGCAUUAUGAAGCGCAACAUACAGCAAUAUAGACCCCGUACAAUUGUGCAGCUGAAGACCUGCAUAAUGAAUGAUUGGGGGAAAAUUCCACUUUCUAUACUUAACAAACGUGUGUCUUCAGUGCCCAAAUGCUUAAUAUGUAUUAUUAGAAGAAAUGGUGAUGUUUCACAGUGGUAAACACUCGACUGUCCUAAAUUUUUUGGAGCGUGUUGCAAUCAUCUGAUUUGAAAUGAGUGUACAUUAAAAAAAAAAAAACAAGAAAAUUCUCAAGGAAAAACCUCAUAUAAUGUGUAGUUGUAGUGUUUUCAAUAAAGCAAAGAGUGAAUGUCAUUUAUAAAUCACUCCUUUUUGUUUUUAUUAGCAUUUUUCAUACUAUCCCAACCUUUUCGGAAUUUGGGUUGUAGUAAACGUUGAUUUUUGCUGCUUAUAUCAGGACUAUUUUACAUUUGUAGGACAAUUAAAAUUCCAUCCUAAUGCCAAAGUAGUUCAGCGUGAUCCACAGUGUUUGAUAGCACCUGUAACACUUUGCUGAAAAUGUUUACACAUGGUUUAAUAGCCCAUAUACAGUAUAAAUAUUGUUUACAAACAUAGUUUACAGGCAGCCCCAUCAAAGACAUUAACUUCACUCGAUAGCACUAUUUUAUACCCAAGCUCUGCCGUUGCCUUAACAUGCCGAUCAGUAUUAGUGGGCUGGAAUAUUUUGCUGCACAUAUAAAACGUGUGCCAAAGGAUUGUGUGUCCAUGUGAAUGUGGACCUGUUAAGGUGUGUGUCUCUGCUGUGACUGGUUGGUUUGUCCUCUAUUCGUCCACUUUGUCUAUUAUCUUAAGCCAAAACAAGGUCUGCCAAACUUUCUGCCAGUUAAGAAAAUAAAUAAAUGGCCACAUUAAUAAAACACGAGCAGAACGGAUUUCUGUGUAAACUGUUUUUAAAAUUAUUCUAACGUGGUUUUACUACCAAUUUUAUGGUUUUAUGAGAGGUUAACACGUACAAUCACAUUCAAUGCAACAGUGUAUAUAAGAAUGGUUUUACAGAUUUUUUCCCUUUAAUGAGCUGUUUACGCUUAAAAUUGUCACUGUCACAUUUAAUUCAACAAUACACGGUUUUGCGAAAGGUAUUAUCAAUAUUCUUGUAGCCUACAAGAUGUUUGCGCAUAAAAUUGCCGCUUGGACACAUUCAAUGCAAUAAUGUACGUAAGAACGUUUUUACAACCAAUUUUACUGUUUUAUGAGCUGUUCACGGGUACAUGUUUACAUGUCUCUUUCAAUGCAAAAAUCUAAGUACAAUUGGUUUUACAAAUUAUUUUGCGUUUUUACGCAAUUAAUUUAACGCAAUAAUUUAUGCGUUAAAUUGUUGCUUGGUCACAUCCAAUGCAACAAUGUAUGUAAGAAUGGUUUUACGAAUAAUCUUUGCAGAAUGAAACAAUAGCAGCAAAAAAUUCUGUAUAAAUAGUUUGUAAAACAAUUCUUGCGUAAAUUGUCACCAUGUGACAUUUUACAUUAGAAUGGUUCUACAAAUAAUUUAGCGAUUUAACUAGCUGUUUACACAGCUGUUUACAGCUGUUUUCCCUCUCACUUUCAAUGUAACAAUCUAUGUAAGAAUGGUUUUACAAAUAAUUUUGUGGUUUUACAAACUGUUUACGUGUAAAAUUGUAGCUUGGUCACUUGCAAUGCAACAAUUUCUGUAAGAAUAGUUUAACGAAUGAUUUUCACGUAUUCGUUCUACUCGUGUUUCUGAACGAGUUUGUCGCCCUAUAUAUUCGAUACAACAAUCUACAAAACAAUGGUUUUCUGUAUAAUUUAUUUGUGGUUUUAUGAGCUAUUUACAUGUAAACGUUUCGCUCUAUCACAUUCGAUGCAACAAUCUAUGUAAUUACAAUAAAUUUAGCAGUUUUCUAAGCUGUUUACACCUCAAAUUGUCACUUGGUCACAUUCAGUGCAACAAUGUAUGCAAUUGUCACAUCAUGCAAAAUGUGCAAUUGCAGCAAUUUUUCAAAGAAUGAGUGUACGGCUGAUUUCAUUUUACGAAACAACUAUACGCACAUAUAAUUGUUGCAUCAGUGCAACAAAUUCAGUAAAAUAGUUUUAAGAAUGAUUUACAUAAAUUUGUUCUGCUCGUGUUUCUGAACGAGAUUGUCAUUUUGUCACAUUCAAUACAAAAUCUACAUAACAAUGGUUUUAUGAGCUAUGUACGCAUAAAAUCUUUGCUUGGUGGCAUUCAAUUAUGAAUGAUCUUGUAGAAGAUGUUAGCAUGUGAAAUUGUCACUUGGUCACAUUCAAUGCAACAAUAUACGCAAUUGUCGCAUCAUGCAAAAUAUGCCUCUACAGCCAUUUACAUAAGAAUGGUUUUAUGAACCAAUUAUACAUACAAUUGUUUCAAUGGCGCAUUCAACAAUUUUGACCACUUUCGUAAGAAUAGUGUUGCAAACUUUUUGCGCACAUUUGUUCUGGAAAUGGAAAUGCGUUUUCUGGUAUUUAUAACUAUACCUUAAUGAAUACAUUUUGUACUGGGAAGUUGGACUGAGUCAGUUUACAAUUUACUGUUUCCAUUGCCAAAUCUUAUAACCACUAGCACAAACACAAAAGCACAUAUGCACUAGCACAGCGUUAACACGCAGUAUUGAAACUGACGACAUGUUAAACUUACCCAGUACCACAGUUGACAACUUGCUGAUUAAUCCUUCCAUAAAGUUGUUUAAACUUUGGUUUCUAGUGGCAUGAAUAGAAUUAUAAUAUUGGAAAAUUCUUCUUUUGACCUCUUGAUUUGUUUAACUUUAUGUAAUAUCACUCACAGUAUUUUUCACAUUGGUGUUCCCAUUCGGUUUCCACACUUUGUCACAAUCAACUACACAGACAUUCGACAAACAGGGUAAGCUACAUGGCCAGCGCAAUUUGACACAAAACACACAUAAACACUUUUGUUUGAUGUUAAGAAAAGCACAAACUCACAGGGGUCUUUGCAGGAGUCCUGGCUGAGGCUCUCAUCUCAGGGGUUUUAACGCACCACACGCAUCUGAAAUCUGUUUGUUUCUUUUGUUUCUUUCUUUCUCUUAAGUGCUAUUUAACAAGUGUAUUUUAAAGAAAAAAGAUGUGUAGUUUCUUUGCUUUUUGGCUUAUUAUGUCAAGUUUUUUGGAAAAAUGUAUGUUUUAUCUAACGUGCCGUAACAAAAGCUUGUCGUCUGUAGAUUAAUAUCAUUUCGUUUGAUUCUAUGAAGAUUUAAAUAGUUUUAAGUAUUGUCUUGAGAAAAGCCAAAGUCAAUGCAUUUCAGUGGAUUAUGUAAGCGUGAUACAUGUUUGUUUGACAUCACUUUGAAAAUCUGUCAUUGGAUGGGAAUUUAAAAAGUACAAAAAAAGCAGGCUUUCCUAUUUCUAUCACUGAUUGUACUUAUGCCUUUUGUACCAGUGGAACUUUUUAUACUGGCAAUUAAAGGAAAAAAAAAAAACUAUCCGACAGGCCGCCCGCGGCGACUGGUUCCCGAGUUUGAUUUCUAGUUGGCGUCCAGAACGGUCGGUUUUGAUAUAUAAAGAUUUUUUUAGGAGAAAACUUUGGCUUGGUAUCUUUAGCCUCCUCUUCCUUCUUCUUCUUCUUCUUCUUCACGUCAGUAUUUGCUUUGCUUUUCAUUUGUUUUCUCGAAAGGAGGGUUGGGGAGUUUUCCUUUUGGCUUAUAAAUGCGUAAUGCCGUUUGUCUUUACCAAGAGUCUUUACAACAACGGUAAGUUUCAUUUAGUUGAGUAUUGUGCAGUCACCAUAAGACGAUUAGAUGAUUUAGAAGUAUUUAGUCACCUUCAGUGGAUAAAUGUAUUAGUUUGACAACGAGAUAAAAGUAAUUUGAGGACUUUGCUUUUAGCUGUUUAGAUUUUUCUGGUUUCUCUGUCUUUGCUGUUAACCUAAAUGUGUAGCUGGAACAGUCAGACUUAUUUUUGUAAAUGUAUGUUCUUGUGUGAUGCAGUUUUUUGCCUCUGUCUCCGAUAUUAAACCAUUUUUCCUAAUACUUGUCUCUCUCUCUGUGGCGUGGUGUUCCAGUUCCUGUCCGAUGUUGUACGAAUGUUCACGCAACCCUCUGGUGUUUUCCGUCUCUUUUCUAUCUCCCUUUCCUGUGCUCACUUUUAUCUGUACCGUUUGUUUCGUUUCUUGGUUUUCCUUUUUACGUUAGUGCUAUUCAAGUCCCAUCACAAAACAUGGUAAAUAUACAUAAAGAUUUGUAUAUGUAUAUUUCUGUGCAGCCCAACUUGCUGUAACAGUAGAUGGACAGCCAUUUUAUGCUCAUUUUUAAAACACACUUCUGUGAGGCCCCUGGUCCUUUGAAACGUAACAUCAGACCCCAAAACCGAAGAUGUGGAAAUGUUAAAUAUUUCACAUGAAAUUAAAAUUGACCCAUUUUUCAACUAUUCCAGUAGUUUGGAUUUGAAUGGAGAGUUAGAACUCAACAAUAUUGGGGUUAAAGGAAAUGCUGCUAGCAUAAAACUGACGAUACAUACUGUAAUGAGGUCAUACUGUUCUGUACUGUACUGCUGAUCUGGGCGUGGCCCCCGUCUGUCCUUCUGUCUUUGUCCCUAUCUACUAUGUGCUGUCUAUGUGUCCACUGCAUCCCUACAGAGAUACCAGAGUCCCAAAUCAAGUUACUACCAUUAUUAAGAAAUAAAAGUGAUACUUAAGUGUUUCAGUACUUUUGAAGUACAAGUUAGAGCAGUUGACAGGGGUUAAAUGUUUAUUAUUUUUCGCGAUCAAACCGUUCAAAUAAAUUUUUAAAGGGUUAAUUAGUCCAAAAAUAAACAUUUGACUACCACUUACAGUUAUAGUUAUUAUGUGUCACAUAUUUCUUUCCUCAGUAAACACAAACGGGGUAUUUUGAACGCUUCUUCAUACAACACGAGUCGAUGGUGGCCAGCUCCUGUUAUGAUCUAUUAAGUACAUAUAUAUAUAUAUAUAUAUGUGUGGUAUAUUCCAAGUAUUUUUUGGGUAAACUUUCCAUUUAAUUCUGU
Molecule: messenger RNA, 11399 nt
Organism: Xyrauchen texanus (razorback sucker)
Lineage: Eukaryota; Metazoa; Chordata; Actinopteri; Cypriniformes; Catostomidae
Gene: celf2
Product: cugbp, Elav-like family member 2
Exons: 14
Coding region: 1331-2968 (545 amino acids)
Biological process (GO): regulation of alternative mRNA splicing, via spliceosome; mRNA splice site recognition
Cellular component (GO): cytoplasm; nucleus; ribonucleoprotein complex
Molecular function (GO): mRNA 3'-UTR binding
Source: RefSeq, a predicted model, not a curated record